AUUAAUAACAUAGGUAAUAAUUGAAAAUUUCAUUGUAUAAAUUCGGCAUUAUCUUCAGGUGUUUUGUAAAACAGGGUGUGUGUUUAACAUGGUUUGAUUUUCGACCAAUAUAAAGAGAUAUGCACACAAAUUAUUUUCCGUGAUGCUCUCUUCAUCACUUCAUCACUCGUUUAAGGUAUUCAUUUUUCAUUUGCAUUCGAAUGUGAUCACUUAAUACAACUGACUGACUGACUGACUGACUAAUUGAUUCAAUCAAAAUUCCUGAUCGAAACAAAUAAACAGAAAAAAAAUCAUGGCACCAAAUGAACAACGAAUGUAUGUUAAUGGACGUGGUAAAGCAAGUAUUCGUAUGGAAUAUUCAAAUAAAAUAUUAUUAGUAGCUCGAAUUAAUUUUAGUCAAUCAGAAACAUUUAAAAAAACUUGGCAUGUUAAAAUACCGGCUGUAAAAGAAUUAUUAUUAAACGAAUCAAAUCCAAUGCCUGAAUAUAGUAAUUUUUCAUUCUAUCUUAAUCGAUCUGAUUGGUUGGAUUAUGUUGCUACACGUAUUAAAAUUGCCGAUCAAAAAUCUAAAUUGAAUGAUCCAGAUGUAAAAACAUUGAAUGAAUAUGGAGAAAUUGAACGAAUUUCAAUUGAUUAUUUGUAA
Dermatophagoides pteronyssinus (European house dust mite) is the source of this 643-nucleotide messenger RNA. RefSeq lists its product as uncharacterized. The record is from RefSeq and is a predicted model, not a curated record. Lineage: Eukaryota; Metazoa; Arthropoda; Arachnida; Sarcoptiformes; Pyroglyphidae.